This is a messenger RNA of Carassius gibelio (silver crucian carp), 882 nucleotides long. Its product is annotated as synapse differentiation-inducing gene protein 1-like. Lineage: Eukaryota; Metazoa; Chordata; Actinopteri; Cypriniformes; Cyprinidae. Gene Ontology annotation, cellular component: membrane. The record is from RefSeq and is a predicted model, not a curated record. Bases 115 to 591 code for a protein of 158 amino acids. The transcript has 2 exons.
AUCCAAAGUUCGUGACUGGAAAAACCUGAUUCCUCUAAGCCAGAGUCCACAAAGGUGUGCCAUCUCUGUAAAGCACAAAGAAGAUAGGACAGUCUAAAGAUUUCAAACAGAACAAUGCAGCCGCAAGAAGACUGGAAUACAUCAGAAAAAUCCAAGCUGUUGCAGCCUGGGCCACCACCAUACCAGGACGAUCUUAGACAGCCUCCUCCAGGGAACUUCCAGAGCACUUCUGGCUAUCAAGCGCAGCAAUAUGGAGCUUCAGGGCCACACGGCCAAGGACCGUAUCCAGGACAAGCUGCUGUCACUGUGCAACCUGCAGUUUAUGUGACUCGACUGGUGUAUCCAAUGCCAGAUUACCUGGGCUACUCCAUCUUCACCAUGCUGUGCUGCUGCUUACCUCUGGGCAUUGCUGCACUGGUUUUCUCUAUCAAUACUCGGAAUGCUAACAUGUCUGGACAACAACAGUUAGCAGAACAAAACUCCAGAAUGGCGUUCACUCUUAACAAUACUGCUCUUGGUAUUGGCAUUGUCAUCUUGGUGUUGUAUGUCACUCUCAUCAUUGUCAACACUAAACACCAUUCAAAUCCAUAACGGUUUAGGACAUCAGAGUUGGACACCAGGAAUGGGAAGAUUGAAAAAAAAAUAAUAAUUUACAUUGAAUAAUGACACAAGUUUAAUUUUUAAUGAAUUAGCUUUUUAAUCUGAAAGAUUAAGUCUAAUUGAUCUCUAGUAUAAAAUAUUUAAUAAGCUAAAACAUGCUUUAUAGUUAAUUGUCCUAUUAUUUCAAAACCAUGCUGUGACUAUCAAUGCAUAAGUAUUGGUGUCUAUUUUUCUUCCUGCCAUUUGAUUAUGUAUUACAUUAAAACUUUCAAUGACCAAUAA